Molecule: messenger RNA, 318 nt
Organism: Impatiens glandulifera
Lineage: Eukaryota; Viridiplantae; Streptophyta; Magnoliopsida; Ericales; Balsaminaceae
Product: non-specific lipid transfer protein GPI-anchored 3-like
Exons: 2
Coding region: 1-318 (105 amino acids)
Source: RefSeq, a predicted model, not a curated record
AUGUCUCCAAUCAUAAUUCUGUUUUUCCUAGUGGCUUCUUCUUCUUCAAUCAAGAUUGCAAUUGCGCAAUCAAUACCGUCUUGCGCACAAAGCCUGGCACCUUGUCGCGCUUUCCUCAUGAACAAUACAUCUCCGCCGACGUCUUGCUGUGAAAUGCUCAAAGAAAACCUAUCGUGUCUUUGCAAUGCAUCUAGUUUAUUCUCGAGUCUCAAUAUUAACGAGACGGAAGCCCUUACUCUUCCUGCCCGCUGCAAAAUCACUGGUGGAUCCUGCUCAAAUGCUACUGAUUCAGCAUCUCAGCCACCACCAGGUAAAUAA